CCCCCACCCCCCACCCCCUCCUCUCCCCCUUCCCCUUCAUCCACACCUAUCUCUCCCUCGCAAGCACAGCAUGCGCAUUGUCCUUGCCCUUGCUGUGGCUGCUGUGCUCCUUGCAUCUGCUGCCUCUGCUGCCCCUACCGAGGACCUUGUCCCCAUCACACCGGGCUUUGGCAAGACCUCGUUCAAGACGUACUCGGGCUAUCUCGACCUUGCCAACGGCCACCACUACCACUACAUGUUCGCCGAGUCGCAGCGCUCGCCCGAGAAGGACCCGGUUGUCAUCUUUCAGAACGGCGGCCCGGGCUCGAGCUCGCUCAUCUUCUUCUACACCGAGGGCGGCCCGCUCAACACCAACAUCCACUCGCUGGCCUCCAACACCUCGGGCGUGCCGACUCUGUUUGCCAACCCAUACGCGUGGAACACCGUCGCCAACGUGCUCGUCAUCGAGUCGCCGGCCACCGUCGGCUUCUCGUACUGCGACACUCCGUGCUCGUUCAACGACACCUCGACUGCCAUCGACAACUACCACGCCGUCCUCAAGUUCUUUGAAAAGUUCCCCGAAUUUGUCGCCAACGACUUUUACGUGACCGGCGAGUCGUACGCCGGCGUCUACGGCAUCAUGCUCGCCGACCUCAUCGACAAGAACUCGAACAACAUCAAUCUCAAGGGCAUCGCCCUCGCUGACGGCUGCAUCGGCCUCGAGAUCGGCACCUGCUCGCCGCAGGCCAUGCGCAUCCAGUCCGAGACCCUGGCCGCCUUCCACAUGAUGUCGCCGCUGACAUUUGCCGAGAUGAAGGCCGUCUGCACCGACUGGGCUGCACCCAACACCCAGUGCUCCGCUCUCAUCGACCGCAUGAAUGACGAGGCUGGAAACUUCUUCAUCUACAACGUUCUCGACAACUGCGCCAACACUCAGCUCUCUCUCAACGACCGCUACGAUGUCGUCGAGUCGGGCGCCCGCAUCGACCGCAUGUGGCACGACAAGCGCUGGAACAAGCACGCCCUCGCUGGCGACGACUGGGAGUGGCGCGCUUCCAUCGACGUCUACGGCAUCCACGACGCCGAGCGCGCCGCCGUCGCUGCCCGCGUCGCAGAGCUCCGCGCCGCUGGAAACCUCGGCCAGCCGGGCACCUACAUUUGCGGCGCCGAGACCGCCAUGGCUGCAUACCUCAAGAACCCUGACGUCCUCAAGGCUCUCCACAUCCGCACCGACGUCCACCGCUACCCGUUCCAGUACAGCCGCACCGCCAUGGACCUUCGCCCGGUCUAUGCCGACCUCGCCACCAAGUACCGCGUCCUCAUCCAGUCCGGCAUGGAGGACGACUGCGUCCCUUUCUCGGGCUCGUGGGAGUGGACCGCUGGGCUCGGCUUUGACACCGUCAAGUCGUGGACUCCCUGGUACUACGAGAACAUCUACGGCUCCGUCCUCGGUGGCUACAAGGUCAACUACAGCCAUGACUUUACUUUUGCCUCGGUCAUGAGCGCCGGCCACAUGAUCCCCCAGUUUGCCGCCCAGGCCUCGCUCUCCAUGAUGGAGCGCUGGCUCGACGGCGAGCCCAUCUAACCCUUAACGGUACGGUCGUUCGGACGCGUUGUCGCGCGUCUCAAAGUGAACAAAUCCAUGAUGCUUGAUUUCCAGGCUACCGGCAGACGGUGCGCGACGCCUGCUUGGCCUGCGGCUUGAGGUGGGAGGCGCGCCCGCACGUGAUGGCG
This is a messenger RNA of Thecamonas trahens ATCC 50062, 1713 nucleotides long. Its product is annotated as cathepsin A. Gene Ontology annotation, molecular function: serine-type carboxypeptidase activity. Gene Ontology annotation, biological process: proteolysis. The coding region runs from base 71 to 1564 and encodes 497 amino acids. Lineage: Eukaryota; Apusomonadida; Apusomonadidae. The record is from RefSeq and is a predicted model, not a curated record. The transcript has 2 exons.